Messenger RNA from Panicum virgatum (switchgrass), 488 nucleotides. Its product is annotated as defensin J1-2-like. The coding region runs from base 23 to 355 and encodes 110 amino acids. The record is from RefSeq and is a predicted model, not a curated record. Lineage: Eukaryota; Viridiplantae; Streptophyta; Magnoliopsida; Poales; Poaceae. Gene Ontology annotation, biological process: defense response. The transcript has 2 exons.
UUCAGUUGAGUUCAGUUCAGCCAUGAUGAAGGGCAAGAUCGCCGCAACGGCCAUGUCCCUGCUCCUUCUCCUGCUGCUCACCUUCGGUGCUGAGGCUGAUCGGUGCGAGGCGGGCAGCAGGACCUAUAAAGGACGCUGCAAUAAUAACAACUGCUGGGCCGUCUGCAUGACCGAGGGGAACACCGGCGGGUUCUGCAAGAGGAUGGGGACCAAGUGCAUGUGCACUAGGGAGUGCGGCGGCGGCGGCGGCGGACCAAAACCCCCGCCCGGCGGUGGGGGUGACCGUGACCCACCGGUCCUGGCAGGGGGUAACAACCAAGCCCUGCUGGGGAGGAGGGGAGACCAUGCAAGAUGAAGAGCUGAGAGAGGCGUCUCAACCGUUGAUUGUGUCAUUGUGUGUGAUGGUCUAACUCUUUUGUGCAUGAUGUCUUGAGAUGAUGGCAAUUGUAAUAAAAUGGUUUUGUUGCUAGUACCGAGUGAUUUUGGCU